This is a messenger RNA of Pseudomassariella vexata, 3687 nucleotides long. RefSeq names its product RasGEF domain-containing protein. NCBI's taxonomy places the organism in Eukaryota, Fungi, Ascomycota, Sordariomycetes, Amphisphaeriales, Pseudomassariaceae. Bases 1 to 3687 code for a protein of 1228 amino acids. Gene Ontology annotation, biological process: positive regulation of GTPase activity; Ras protein signal transduction. The record is from RefSeq and is a predicted model, not a curated record. The transcript has 4 exons. Gene Ontology annotation, cellular component: plasma membrane. Gene Ontology annotation, molecular function: protein binding; guanyl-nucleotide exchange factor activity.
AUGCUCAUGACACUGGGUGCAGUACCGGCAGCUACACAGAUACAGAGGGGCAUCAACGACACACGUUCACGCAGGCAGUACCAGCCCGUCGAAGCCAAUCCCGAUUCCGCAAUCGAUCUCUCCGAGCCGGCGUCGUUGGAUUACUCCAACGGUGACGGCAAAUACGCCAUGAACGGCAUCAUAGGCACUGCACCGCCAGGUGCCUUAUAUGUUCGUGCGCUUUACGACUAUGAGGCUGAUGACCGGACAAGUCUCAGCUUUCAUGAAGGCGACGUGAUUCAGGUCAUCACUCAGCUGGAAAGCGGCUGGUGGGACGGCGUCAUCAAUGGCGUCCGAGGAUGGUUCCCAAGUAACUACUGCCAGAUCAUUACGAGUCCAGACGAGAUCCCGGACGCAGCACAGAAUGGGGAUAUACUCGGGCAGGAAGAGGAGGAAGCGGACCAAGUCGAAUAUGUCGAGGAGGAAUACGAAGAUGACGAGUCAGAUCAGGAGGAUUUGAAUGGUCUCCCAUUAGAGGGCAUAGGUUCCAGCGCAAAAUCUGGCGCUGAUUUCUGGAUUCCUCAAGCGACACCCGACGGCAGGUUAUUCUACUACAACACCAUGACUGGCGAGAGCAGCACCGAGCUGCCCCUAGAAUCACCAACAUCUGCCAAUGAAAGUGGUCCACGAGAUAGGAUGAACGUAUUCAUGCCAGAAAAGACGCGACCGCCGCCUGAGAUGAUGGCGCGAGGCUUGACACAGGACGAGGAUGAAGACUCAGAAGCGACCUCGGCAUCAGAGCUCGACGGUGAAUCAAUUAUGAUGGCCUCGCGAGGCUCCAUGCCCUCGCGCGCCCGGCUCGGUUUUGCGAACAACGGCAUAUCUCCUGCACCCUCAAUGGAUUCCAUGAACGGUGCUUCCCCAGUCACGCGCAAUCGAACUGACACGUUUAUCAACACCAACGUCUCCAUGGCUACAGGUACAGGCCAAAUACCAACUCUCGCCUCGGCUACCUCGUUCACUGGCACAGCUUUCAAUCUGCCGCAAGCCGCUACGAUCCCUCGGUCCUUCUUCGACGAUGGCUCUACACCACCCUUGUCUUGGAAUUUGCUUGUAGCCAAUAUGAAGCGCGCGAUCGACCGAUACCGCGAUGCCAUUACGAGCAACAGCCGCGCUGAAUAUGUUGCACGAGCAGAAGACAUUUCUGACCAUCUGCGUCUGCUUCUAGCAGCUGGCUCAGGUACAACAGACAACCACUCGGGACAGCCGUCCAUCAUUUCGACGAACAAGGCCUUGUACCCUCACUUCCGCGACAUGAUGUCCAAAUUCUCAAAACUGGUCAUCUCUUCCCAUAUUGCCGCCACAGACUGGCCCAAUGCGGAGUCUGCUCAGAAGUGCAUGCAGGAAGCAGAUGGCGUACUUUUGGGUGUCUUCAGCUUUGUCGAAGUCGCGAGGCAACAAAGAGGCGAGGAGAUACCACGUCUGUUUCCCGGCUUUGUUAUAGGAAGUACGACAGGCGGUAGUUGGCAAAACAAUGGGCUGGGUCCUCGAGAUCCAAUCACAUCGAAUUUCCUGGAAGAUGAAGAAAACCUGAUCGAGCCAAACGCAGUCCUCGACGGAAAGUUAUUGGAGAGGUUAGACGAAUACAAGAGGAUGUUGGUCUCCAGCAUCAGGGAACUGGAGAAGAAUCUCACCGUCUCGGAGAAGAUUGUAACACCUUAUAAGCACGAGUUGGUGGGCAACAACGUCUGCAUAGCUGGGGGCAAAGUACUAGAAAUGUUUAAGCCCUGGAUAUCGAUGAUUGAGUCGAUCGACCUCUCAGCUCUCAGGAACAACUUCCAGACACCUUCAGUCGCUGAUUUCAGCACUUACAAGCAGAGUCUAUACGACAAUGUGUCGGACUUGGUACUGGGUUGCCAAGCUGUAGCUGGCCCUCUAGGGGACGAGUGGGCCGAGGUUCGCGGAGAAUCGCUCGAAAAUCGACUAGAAUACGUCAGGCAAUGUGCGCGUGCGCUGGAGCAGAAUUCGUCGCACAUUGGUUUCUCUCUGCAGCUCUUAUUGGAGCAGGUCGUAGAUGAUUCGCCUCAGAGUGGCCCACGAGUUCCAGAGUCGUUCCAGCGCGAGCAACUAAGGAGAAACGAAACCAUGCCUUACAAUCCCGUACACCAACGAGGAGAAUCGCGUACCUUUGGCGCAAGACCAUCUCUCCAGGGGUCGCAGUCGUACACUGAGGGUGAUGGUGCGCCGCCUAACAAUUAUAGAAACCAGGGCAAUCUGUCCAAGGCAUUGAAAAUUCUGGGAGACGAGGCUACGCCACAAAACACCAUCCAACAACCCGAGGAGACGCCUCUGUAUCUGCAGCUCGACAACGAGGCCGAUCUAUCCUGGGACCACAAAUCCUCACCACCUACGGUCAAGGGAGGCAGUCUCCUGGCAUUGGUGGAGCAGCUUACACGCCACGACAAAUUGGACUCUAGCUUUAACAAUACUUUCCUCCUCACGUAUAAGUCGUUCACAACGGCACGCGAGUUAUUCGAGCUCCUUGUCAAAAGGUUCAACACACAACCACCAGACGGGCUGGGUAACCACGACUUUGACAUGUGGCGGGACAGAAAGCAGAAGCCCAUUCGGUUCAGGGUGGUCAAUAUUCUGAAGAAUUGGUUUGAUAACUUCUGGAUGGAGGAAUCCAAUGAAGAAUCCAAGCAGUUGAUAAGGGACGUCUUCACGUUCGCGAGAGACACGAUAAAAUCAACCGACACACCUGGGUCAGGGCCGUUGAUGUCUGUGUUGGAGCAGCGGCUCAGUGGCAAGGAUCCAUCGUCCAAGCGUAUGAUCCAGACAUUGGCCAACAACGUGCCGCAGCCCAUCAUGCCCAAGAACAUGAAGAAGCUCAAAUUCCUGGAUAUAGACGUCACGGAAUUCGCUCGACAACUGACGGUGAUAGAGUCGAAGCUUUACGGAAAGAUCAAGCCGACGGAAUGUCUCAACAAGACGUGGCAAAAGAAGGUUGGCGAGAACGAUCCCGAGCCAGCCCCGAACGUCAAGGCACUUAUCCUUCAUUCUAAUCAAAUGACGAACUGGGUCGCGGAGAUGAUUCUGGCACAAAUGGAUGUCAAGAAGCGUGUGGUUGUGAUCAAGCACUUCGUAUCAGUGGCGGAUAAAUGCCGCACCCUGAACAACUUUUCGACACUAACAUCCAUUAUUUCGGCUCUGGGCACGGCGCCCAUUGCGCGGUUAAAGAGAACAUGGGACCAGGUUCCAGCUCGAACUCAAGCCAUCUUGGAGACCAUGAGACGCCUGAUGGCAAGCACGAAAAACUUUGGCGAAUAUCGAGAAGCACUUCACGCGGCGAACCCGCCGUGUAUUCCCUUUUUCGGUGUCUACUUGACCGACUUGACGUUCAUUGAGGAUGGUAUCCCGUCCAUCAUCAAGAAGACUAACCUCAUCAACUUUGCCAAAAGAGCCAAGACGGCGGAAGUGAUUCGUGACAUCCAGCAAUACCAAAAUGCACCUUAUUCUUUGCAACCGGUAUCAGAACUGCAAGAUUACAUUCUGAGUAACAUGCAGGCUGCCGGGGAUGUGCACGAGAUGUACGACAAGAGUUUGGUGGUGGAGCCGCGUGAGCGGGAGGACGAAAAGAUCGUAAGGUAUGUAGCUCUACGUGAGCAACAAAUGGCGGCGAUGCAGGGUCAACUCUAUUAUGGUUGA